CUGGUCUUUAUCCAAUUCUUACAGAUAUAUAAACCACCACAUCCCAAUUCCAUCACCAUUUCCAGAUACAAAGCUUUUCCUAAUUCAUUUGUGAAACACAAACAUAAUCAUCCCAUUAUAUCUCUUUCCUUCACUAUGGUGGAUUGCCACAUUCUCCUUCUACCUUCUCCGGGGCAAGGCCACAUCAAUCCGUCAAUCCAAUUCGCCAACAAACUCAUAGGAAUGGGUGUUAAGGUCACCAUUCUCACGAAUCUCUACGUUCACCGUCGCAUCACCAAAUCCAACAGCUUAAUCCCAAAAGGCUUAUCAUUAUCUGCCUUCUCCGAUGGCUAUGAUGAUGGGAUCAAAGAUGGGGACAACCGCGAACAUUUCCAGUCUCAGUACAAAAUUUGCGGUUCCAAAGCUGUGGCAGAGCUCAUCAAGGCCAGUGAUGAAGAAGGUUGCCCAAUAACUUGUUUGGUAUACACUAUGAAUCAAGCAUGGGCAGCUGAAGUUGCUCGUGCCCAUCACAUCCCAUCCGCGGUUCUAUGGACUCAACCAGCCAUGGUUCUCGAUAUCUACUACUAUUACUUCAAUGGUUAUGGUGAUGCCAUUAGAAAAUUUGUCAAUGACGUCCCUUCAAGCUCUAUUCAGUUACCAGGGUUGCCAUUGCUCGCUAGUACACGUGACCUUCCUUCCUUCUUACUACCUAAUCAUACAAACGUUCACGAUUUUCUCCCAGAAUUCAAACAUCAAAUAGACAUACUUGAUGCGGAAACAAAUCCACAAGUACUAGUAAAUACGUUCGAUGCAUUGGAAUCAGAUGCUCUACGAGCUAUCAAGAAGCUCAACAUGAUUCCAAUUGGGCCGUUAAUCCCAUCAGUUUUUUUGGAGGGAAAAGAUCCAUCUGAUACAUCAUUUGGAGGUGAUAUGAUUCAAAAGUCGGCAGACUAUGUGGAAUGGUUGGACUCGAAGCCAGAGUCUUCCGUUGUUUAUAUAUCGUUUGGAAGCUUCUCAGUGCUGUCGAAGAAACAAAAGGAAGAGAUGGCACAUGUGUUGUUGGAAAGCCGAAGGCCUUUCUUGUGGGUGGUAAGAAAAACUGAUCAAUUUGGUGAGGAUAUAGAAGACAAAUCAAGUUGCAUGGAGGAAUUGGAAAAGCAAGGGAUGAUAGUGCCGUGGUGUUCUCAGGUGGAGGUUCUGUCACACCCAUCGUUGGGAUGUUUCAUUACGCACUGUGGGUGGAAUUCUACGUUGGAGAGCCUGGUUUCUGGGGUUCCAAUGGUGGCGUUUCCACAGUGGACUGAUCAGGGAUCUAACGCAAAGCUGAUCACAGAUGUUUGGGAGACAGGAGUGAGGGUGACAGUAAAUGAAGAAGGAAUAGCUGAGAGGGAGGAGUUAAAGAGGUGCAUAGAAAUGGUGAUGGGGGAUGGAGAGAAAGGGAAAGAAAUGAGAAUUAAUGCCAAGAAAUGGAAGGAACUGGGAAGGGGAGCAGUGAAGGAAGGUGGGUCCUCGGACAUGAAUCUAAAAGCUUUUGUGAGUGAGCUCGGAAAUUAACAAGUUGUUUAGUAGGAUGAACUUUGUUCUUGGUUAAAUCUUUUUAUUCACUUUUGAUUUACUUUUUGCAAAUGUUAAAUAUCCAACUAAAACAAGAAGUGUGUUUAAAAUU
Molecule: messenger RNA, 1645 nt
Organism: Cornus florida
Lineage: Eukaryota; Viridiplantae; Streptophyta; Magnoliopsida; Cornales; Cornaceae
Product: UDP-glycosyltransferase 75C1-like
Exons: 2
Coding region: 136-1533 (465 amino acids)
Molecular function (GO): UDP-glycosyltransferase activity
Source: RefSeq, a predicted model, not a curated record